This is a messenger RNA of Symbiodinium natans, 1560 nucleotides long. The record is from the annotation of a GenBank genome assembly. NCBI's taxonomy places the organism in Eukaryota, Dinophyceae, Suessiales, Symbiodiniaceae.
AUGUCAUCGGACACCCAUCUUUUGCAGGCUUGUGGGAAGCGCUGCGGUGUUGCGGGCACUGCCACGAAGAUCUUGUAUGUCGACCUGGUCAACCUGCAGUUCCAGGAAGAAGUGGAAGAUGAUGCUCUGGAAGAUGCCGGAGCUUCACCUUCAGCUUCCGCAGCAGGACCGAAGUUUGGUGCUUCCAGGAAGGCAUACGUCUGUGUUGGGCAGUCAUGCAUCUACCUGCUUCGAUCGAGCAUGUCCCACCGCUUGAAAGCCUUCAAUGGUCAAUUGGAUUACGUCUGGCUGGAGAAGGUUGUGCAAGACACGAGCAGCAGAACCCGGUUCCUCGUGGCCUUGAACGAUAAGCGGCCCAAGGGCUCUCCGUCUCAGUUCAUCAUCGACACGGAGAACCGGGAUGCCUUGUUGACCAUGAUAUGCACGAACUACGUUUCCGAUUGCCUGCAAGAGUUGGGGAACUUGGAGUCCUUGGCCACCUUCCAGCACAGCCUGCAAACCAGCCCUGCGCCCAGCCGAGUUGCCCCUCCAAAGGGCUUCAAGUCGGCGGAGUUUCGUGGUUACGCCUUCUUCAUCAGGCAAAGCUUCCAAGAGGUUCCGAGUGCAAUUUCCAAAGUUUCUACUGGGCAUUUCAGCACCUCCAUGGGGGAGUUGAACUUGGGAGACAGGUCGUGGGGAUGGUCACGGCAAGCAGGCAAUGUUGAGCUCUUCGUGAAUGUGGUUGACCCGAUCCCAUUGUCCGAAUUGAUCCGCCUCGGCCGCGAGCAUGUGCGCUGGGUGGCAAUGGAAUGCAAGGCCUCCUUGCUGAAGUCUUGGGACUCUGUGGUUCUGCAGAACCGUCCCUACACCAAGAAGAUGAACCUUGCAAAUGACAUUUCAGCAUGGAGCUGUUGGCAGCUCGCAGUCCAGGACAAAGAGGACAGUUGGGCCAUCAUUGUGCUGAGGCGACAGUAUGUGGCACCGAUGAUGGACACGGUGCAGGAUUUCGUGCUGGCUUUGAGAUGCCCGAGCUCUGUUAGUCCACAGACGGUCCAGGGGCAACUCAUGGAUGAAGUGGCCAUCAUUGCCGAUAGUUUCAGCCCGAGCCCGCAUCCCAAUCUCAAUGCUGACGUCGUCCAGGCAAAGCUGGAUGCCCUGCUCUACGACUCCGAGGCGUAUGCCUGGCUCCACGACCGGUUCACCUUGCAGCCGCAUGGACCAGUUGAUGUGGAGAAGCACGCAAUGAUCUUCGUGAAGGGUGUGGUGAAGAGUUUGUACAACGAGCACGUUCUCUCUUCAAUAGAAGUCUUGGAAGCCACGCCCUCGGGUUCACCUUUGCGAGAUUCGACGUGCUGCGGCGGUGGCGCAAAGGAAAUCGAGAGCCGCGCGGACGAGAUUUGCACCCUCGCCGAAGCUGCGCUCUCGCCUCGUUUCCAUGUGUCCGAUAGGACCUUUUGUCAGAGAGCCUUGUGCCAGGACCUCGAGCCUCUGACCGUGGCGCUGAAGCUACUGAGUCAUCCAGGGCAGGGCCUUCCCAGGAGCGCGCUUCGCGCGGAGAUUUUUUUGGGGUGUGCAGGUUAG